UGCAUUGGCGUCUGUCUGGAUUUGCCCAUCUGGGUGGAACGGGCACAACUGGACUAGCAGGCAUUGGAUUGAAUCCUAACCACCGAGUGUCUCCUCAGAGCAGCUUGGGUGAAAAAAGAUUUGGAGGCAUCAGGGCACCUCUGCGGACCAUGGAAACCUGCAGUUCGGAUACUCAAGAGAGCAGCCACAAAGAAAGAUGGGCAAAUGGAAGCCAUUGGCAUCCCCAAGGGAGACGCGGGGUGGCACAUUUGGAGCACAAGGAGCCCCGCAGGCGCCACUUCCACGGCGAUUCGCUCUGCCCGGUGUGCCUGCAAGCCGCCUGCUGCCCGGUGGAGACGAACUGCGGCCACCUCUUCUGCGCGCCUUGUCUGCUGGCAUACUGGAGACACGGACCCUGGCUUGGCGCCAUUAGCUGUCCUCUCUGCAGACAGAAGGUGACCUCCAUGUACAACCUCUCUGGUGACACUCGACGAGGUGCUCCAGAAGAGCAGGUGCUGCGGGACAUCGGGGACUACAACAAGCGCUUCUCGGGUCAGCCUCGGCCAAUGUCCGAUUAUCUCUACGACAUGCCGCUCUUCCUCCAUUUGAUGCUCCGGGGCCUCUUCACCAUGUCCGGGCUCAUCUGGAUCUUCUGCUUGAGGAUCGUGGUCUGCUUCUUUGGCGCUGUCCUGUCCCUAACUCUCUCGGUGGAUGUCAUUCCUGAGCCGUUCUGUUGGGUCCUCGGGGCCGUUGACGACCUUGUUGUGGUAUUUCUGGUCCUGGCCUGCAUGAUCAACAUCCACCAGCAGAUGGCGCCUGACCGUGCAAAUGUCCAGAACAGCAGCAGCAGCAGCAGCAGCACUCGAGAUGUACUGUAGGGGGCGAGCAGAACCUUCUGCGCAAAUCGAGAAGUGACGGCAGAGGAGCGAACGGGCAAAUGCGUCACAAACCGUGGAGUCAAGUCAUUUGGUCCCAGCCGGUCACACUGAGGAGGACAAGAUCGGCGAUAAACCUCAGAAAUUAUUAUGAGGAGAGGAGGCACUGGGGCUCGCCUCUUUAUAGCGCCCACUAACGCCCCCCAGGAGCUGAUAUCGGCAUUGGAAUGCAGGGCCGUCUUAACGUAUGGGCAUAGGCCGGGGGCCCACGAUGUUUCUGAUGCCCAAGUAUGCUUCUGUUUUCCUAUC
This is a messenger RNA of Polypterus senegalus (gray bichir), 1163 nucleotides long. RefSeq names its product RING-HC_RNF170 domain-containing protein. NCBI's taxonomy places the organism in Eukaryota, Metazoa, Chordata, Cladistia, Polypteriformes, Polypteridae. The transcript is spliced from 6 exons. The record is from RefSeq and is a predicted model, not a curated record. Bases 150 to 857 code for a protein of 235 amino acids. Gene Ontology annotation, molecular function: ubiquitin protein ligase activity.